UACUCCUUAGAAAAAUAUGGUGGGAAGUUUUCAAAAAGACAUUAUGGUGUUUGAGCUGUAGUGUAUAUAUCUGUGUAAUAUGGAAUUAUAAUUCUGUCAUACGUCGAUACGAUAUACGUGCUGUAAACUGAAAAAAGAUACAUCCUUUUGAAAUCGGAUUCUCAAUUUUUAGGUUCAAAAAUAAUUCAUCAUGCCUCAAAAUGAAUAUAUGGAACGUCAUCUUAAACUCUAUGGUAGGCGAUUAGAUUAUGAAGAACGGAAGAGAAAGAAAGAAGCUCGGCUACCUAAGGAAAGAGCACGAAAAGCACAGAAGUUGCGUGGAAUAAAAGCUAAACUGUUCAAUAAAGAACGUCGAAAUGAGAAAAUUCAAAUUUCCAAGAAUAUAAAAGCGCAUCAGGAAAAGAAGAGUAAAAAAGAAAAUGAAAAGAUUGAAGGAGGUGCCCUUCCACAUUAUUUAUUGGACAGAGGCCAACAGGCCAAUGCCAAAAUACUGUCCAAUAUGAUCAAGCAGAAGAGAAAAGAAAAAGCUGGUAAAUGGGACGUACCGCUUCCGAAAGUUCGGGCCCAAUCGGAUGCGGAAGUUUUUAAAGAGUUGAAAACUGGCAAAACGAAAAGAAAAUCGUGGAAACGUAUGGUAACAAAAGUAACAUUUGUUGGUGAAAAUUUUACAAGGAAACCUCCAAAAUUUGAAAGAUUUAUCAGGCCAAUGGGUUUAAGAAUGAAUAAAGCUCAUGUAACACAUCCAGAACUCAAGACCACAUUUUAUCUUCCUAUAAUUGGCGUUAAGAAAAAUCCUAGCUCACCUAUGUUAACAUCAUUGGGAGUUAUUACAAAAGGAACCGUGAUCGAAGUAAAUAUUUCAGAUUUAGGACUUGUUACUCAAACCGGAAAAGUUGUUUGGGGAAAAUAUGCACAAGUGACAAACAAUCCAGAAAACGAUGGUGUUAUCAAUGCCGUAUUACUCGUAUAAAUUUAAUUGUCGAAAAUAUCUAUAUUGUGUCAAUAAUUUAAUAAACAAGAGGAUAAAUUGAUUUCAUUAAA
Messenger RNA from Bactrocera neohumeralis, 1041 nucleotides. It is a transcript of the gene Ip259, whose product is annotated as ribosome biogenesis protein NSA2 homolog. Bases 191 to 970 code for a protein of 259 amino acids. NCBI's taxonomy places the organism in Eukaryota, Metazoa, Arthropoda, Insecta, Diptera, Tephritidae. The record is from RefSeq and is a predicted model, not a curated record. Gene Ontology annotation, cellular component: preribosome, large subunit precursor; nucleolus. Gene Ontology annotation, biological process: maturation of 5.8S rRNA; maturation of LSU-rRNA. The transcript is spliced from 2 exons.